AUGUAUGGAAGCGUCGUGUCGAAGGCCUCGAGAGGCGGCAGUGAUACUAACAGGGGAGUGGAGUUACAGAUGAGCUGGUGUCUUCAAAGGCGGCUCCGCCAUGAAAGACCACACAAUGUCUGUCAGCAUGUAGCAAUCGUUUACCCCCAAGACCCUGUGCUUCGCAUGGGGUCCAACCUGACCGCCAGCUGCUGGGUCCACCCCGAACUCGGGGUCCACGCCAACUCUCUUUUCUGGACGCUGAAUGGUCAUCAGCUUCCCAGCUCCCUCUACCGAGUGCUGAGCCCGACCAACCUGAGCGUGACCCUGGCCGGGCUCAACGCCUCCAGGCAAACCUCUGGCGACAACCUCGUCUGCCACAACCACAAGGGGCACAUAUUAGCUGGCUCCUGUCUCUAUGUUGGGAUGCCUCCAGAGAAACCAGUCAAUCUGACCUGCUGGUCCCGGAACACCAAAGACCUGACGUGCAGCUGGGCGCCCGGAGGAAAAGGAGAGACAAACAUCAGCACGCUGUACAAGCUAAAGUACAAACUCAGAUGGUACGGCACCGAGAAGGAGUGCGAGGAUUACAGCCACACGCAGCCGUACUCCUGCAGCAUCACGCAGGACCUGCACCUCUUCACGCCGUAUGAGAUCUGGGUGGAGGCCUCCAACCGGCUGGGCCGAGCGACCUCCGACGUCAUCAUCCUUGACAUCCUAGAUGUGGUGACCACAGACCCUCCCUCAGGUGUGACCGUCAGCCGCUUGGGCCAGCUGGAGGACCAGCUCAGCGUUCGCUGGGAGGCGCCGCCGGCUCUCAAAGACUUCCUGUUUAAGGCUAAAUACCAGAUCCGCUACAGGCUGGAGGAGAGUCAAGACUGGAAGGUGAUGAACGAUGUCGGGAAUCAGACGUCGUGCAGGCUGGCUGGCCUGAGACCCGGAACGGUGUAUUUCGUGCAGGUUCGGUGUAACCCCGUGGGAAUCUACGGCUCUCGCAAAGCUGGGAUCUGGAGCGAGUGGAGCCACCCCACAGCUGCUUCCACACCCCACAGCGAGCGACUGAUGUCCUGUGACUCAAAGUCCAGCGGCGACUCCAACUCCACCCUGCGGCGGGAGCUGAAGCAGUUCCUCGGCUGGGUGAAGAAGCACGCCUACGGCUGCAGCAGCAUGUCCAUGAAGCUGUACGACCAGUGGAGGGUGGACAUGCAGAAAUCGCCAAAAACUCGCAACCAGGUUCUCCAAGGGGAUAAGUCGUAGCACAUGUCGGCCCUGCAAGCAGAGACGAACUGAACGAAUGCAGUUUGUAUUUUUAUUUUUUAUUUUUGUCUAUAUGUGUGAAUGAGGGGGAAAAAAAAAAACUAGAAAGAAAAAAAGCGACUGCAUUCUCAUAUUGGAAAUGUAAAAGACAAUUUGCUCCAGAAGAAAUCCAGAGAGGAAUUAAAAAAAAAAAAAAAAAAA
Poecilia reticulata (guppy) is the source of this 1437-nucleotide messenger RNA. The record is from RefSeq and is a predicted model, not a curated record. NCBI's taxonomy places the organism in Eukaryota, Metazoa, Chordata, Actinopteri, Cyprinodontiformes, Poeciliidae.